Messenger RNA from Eimeria maxima, 3228 nucleotides. RefSeq lists its product as hypothetical. The record is from RefSeq and is a predicted model, not a curated record. Bases 1 to 3228 code for a protein of 1075 amino acids. The transcript has a single exon. Lineage: Eukaryota; Apicomplexa; Conoidasida; Eucoccidiorida; Eimeriidae.
AUGGCGGCAAGAUCCACUGGAGGACGGAGUCACACGAAGAAUGCUAGCACCAGAAGGUCAAGGAGAGAGACUUUUAUAGCCCAUGUAUCGCGUGUGGCAGACAGCGGUCGUAGCCGAGCUCGCUUUACAACUAUUCUGUUGAUAUGCGGUGUCUUGGCUGUAUAUGGAGCGACCCGGUGGUUGAACGCAGAGGAAGUUGCUGCUUCUGCCCGUGCGGCAGCAGCAACACGGCGAGAGGAGCUGCAGGAGUCUCUGAGCCAGUACGAAGAGAAAAUCAAGGAAUCAACCCUUUUAACAAAGGAGCUUGCCGACCGCAAGGCUGAGGCGGCAAGGAAGCAGGCAGAGGUGCAGGCAGCAGCGUUAGAGGCAGAAAAGGCGGAGACCGAGCUAAUGGAACAAUUAACAUUGCAAGGCAAAGGAGGCGGGGAUCUGCUGCUAUUGGCACAGAGCAUGGAGAGGGAAUCCGAAGCAUUGGAAGAGGAGACACGAGUGCUACAAGGGAAGCUUAAGGUGCUGCAAGACACAAGCCCUGGAAGUAUGUCUGGGUUAUUAAAACAGGCGUAUGAGGAACAACGGCGAGUAGCUCUUAAAAAGAGAAGUGUGUUAGAUAAGAUGGCAGAGCUGGCUCUGCUCGAGUCCAAGUGGGGAGACGCUUUAAAAACAGAGGGGGGAGAAUUGCUGCAGCAGAUAGAAGAAGCAAGCCAGGAGUUGGAGGGCCUUAAGCUGAAGAAGCUCGAGAUAAAGAGGGAAAAGCUAGAAAAUGCCCAAUUAGCUCUUUCCCUGGAAAGCAAGCAAGAGGCUAAAAUGCAGCUGGAACAGCAGGUGCGACAGCUAAAGGGACAGCUGCAGAUGAGGGAAGACGAGCAAGAAGAGAAGGAGAAGGAAGUUGCCGACCUCCAAGCAGGACUAGAAGAACUUAAGGACCAGCUAGGGGAACUACAGAACGAGAUCCAGCUAGCCAAGGCGAAGAAGUCAGAUUUGGAGUUAGAUUUUGCCCGCAAGAGGAAGGCGUUCUUGGACGCUUUAGCGCCUCUAGAAUCAAGCAUUGCAGCAAAAGGAAAAGACAGUUCAUGUCUUGCAGGGAUACGAAGAGAUGCAGGAGACCGUGUUACCCGCAUGAAGGAACAACUCGCGUGCAAGGCGCUCGCGUCGGAGGCAGUACAGCAGCACAAGGAGCUAGAAGAAUAUGAGAAGAGGUUGGCAGAAGACCAUGUGGCACCAGAACGGUCAAAAAUGAAGAAGGAGCUGUCCGAAGUAGACAGAUACCUCAGGUCACCUUCUUUAAGCGCUAACUCUAGGAAGGUGUUGGAACUGCGUAAGGAGUUCCUUGAGAAAUCUAUUAGAGAGGCAGCUGAUAAAGCUCUGGAGGAGGCCCGAGGGGCCAAUCAGCAUCUGUUUUUAGCCCUAGAGGCUAAGUAUAUAGCGGAGCAGCAGGCAAGCCUUGAGGUCUUUAAGUACUUUGAUAAUCGUAUAGAGGAGGAGCCCGAUGAUCCCGUUUUGAUGGGACAAUUCUUAAGAGCUCAUCGCCAGUUUGAAACAAAAAGACUGGAGACUCUGCUGCUAAUGGACAGAGCAGCAGAUAUUGCCCGAGAGCAUGCAUAUGGACAGGAGAUUAAAUUACUCUUUAAAGACAACCAGAAACCUUCCUCUGGUCUUGCAGCAGAAAGAGCCAGACUUGAAGGGGUGCUAAGCGAAACAGAGGCGAGACUGAGAAUCGCACAAAGAAGAAGGGCAAGAGCGCGCAAGGGACUCCUGUCUCUUCCUAGAGAAUCAUCCUCUCGAUACAGCACCUCCACGGCCAAGGGCUCGGACGCCGACGUCACCGGGGCCCCUCGCUUCAUUUUAAAGAGGAGACUUCAAGGGGAGAUUACUCUUAUUGCCUAUUACAACGAGAAGAUAAGGCGUACACAUGAAGCCAUUGAGAAACUAGAAGUAACUUAUCCAGAUAAAAUAGCAGCAGCUAAGAAGGCUUGGGCUGCUAUCCGCCAAGAAUAUAUAACAACAGAGGCUCGGUUUGAGGCUGCAGGCGCUAGUGAGGAGGCUCUUAAGGCUGUUGGCGCCUCGCAAGCAAGCCUGGAACAAAUGGAAGACUAUGUAGACGAGGACGGAUCAGAGCUCAAGGCAGAUGAGCUCCUUAAAGACAUUGUUGAUGAUGAGCAGGUCUCCGACGAAGAACUCCUCAACAUACCAGAUAUCUCGUCUCCGAGUAUCAUCGAGCUCAUACGCAGAUUCGGAGAUCAACCCCCUCCAGAAGAUGAACCGCCUGCACCCCAAGUUGGCCAGCAGCUACGGGAAGCCCAGGAACAGCAGCAGCAGCCCCAACCAGAGCAACAGGAACAGCAGCAACAGGAACAGCAAAUGCAAGAGCAGGCCCAACAGGAUCUAGUUGUGGCUCAGCUGGUUCACCUGGAGAACCACGGGGAAGAGAAUGAGCGGACGAAAGCGCAUCAGGGAGAACAACGGGCGCAGCAGGAGGAACAGCCGACGCAGCAGGAGGAGCCGCAGACGCAGCACGACGCACAGCUUGCGCAGCAGAACGAACAGCCGACUCAGCAGGAGCAGUCUGUGGGGGAGCAGCAAGCGCCGCAGGGGGAGCAGGCGAUGCAGCAGGAAGAGGAAGGGGAGGAAGAAGAAGAGGAGGACGAGGAGGAGGGAGAGGAGGAGGGAGAACAGGAGGAAGGGCAACAGGAGCAGCAGUUGAAGGAGACAGCGGGAGGAGAGGGACAGGGAGAGAGUGAGGAGGAAACGACUGCAGAGACACCAGUAGAAGCGGAGGCUGUAAAGGAGCAUGCGGUGGGUGAGCGGCAAGCGCAGCGGGAGGAACAGCUGACUCAGCAGGAGCAGUCUGUGGGGGAGCAGCAAGUGCAGCAGGACGAUGACCCGACCCAGCAGGAGCAAGCGCAGCAGGGGGAGCAGGGGGUGCAGCAGGAAGAGGAAGGGGAGGAAGAAGAAGAGGAGGACGAGGAGGAGGGAGAGGAGGAGGGGGAACAGGAGGAAGGGCAGCAGGAGCAGAAGGAGACAGCGGGAGGAGAGGGACAGGGAGAGAGUGAGGAGGAAACGACUGCAGAGACACCAGUAGAAGCGGAGGCUGUAAAGGAAACAAAGUGGAAGGAAGACACAGCCAUAGCAGCAGAAAUGGAGGCUGCAUCAGAGGAGGAGACUGGUGACGAAGAGGAUGAAGGGGACGAAGAUGGCGAAGAGGAAGGACAAGAAGGGAGUGGAGUUUAA